AUGCAGACCCAGAUUCAGAGUGCUUGCGCUAAGGAGGAGCAAAUCUUUGAACAAGCCCGAGCUCGAUGGCGAGAGCUAAUCUCUUGGACCCCACCGCCGACGGGUUGGCACUGCCUUAACACAGAUGGGUCAGUCAUUAAUGCUUCGGGGAGUGUAGCUGCGGGUGGAGUAAUUCGAGAGGAGGAUGUGCGUUUCGUGAGUGCUUUUACAGCCAACCUGGGUGGAGGAUCUAUAACGCGGGCGGAGUUGAUGGCUAUUGUAAUUGGUUUACGGGCAGCUUGGGAGGUGGGAGCACGGAAGGUCGAGGUCCAGACGGAUUCCAGAGUGGCGAUUGACCUUGUUCAGGCUGCGACAGAGAGCGGUCCGCACUACCAGCUCGUCAUGCCGGUUCGCAGGUUGUUGGAGAGAGCCUGGCAGGUCGUCCUCAAACACAUCUACCGGGAAGCGAACGCUGCGGCUGAUUUCCUGGCGUCAAAGGGACACUCACAUGCAGUGGGCGAGCACAUGAUACAGACCCCUACUGCUGCUUUGAAUUUCUGGUUACUCCAUGAUUGUAUGGUAUUCAAACGCCUAGGCUGA
Linum tenue is the source of this 579-nucleotide messenger RNA. Lineage: Eukaryota; Viridiplantae; Streptophyta; Magnoliopsida; Malpighiales; Linaceae. The record is from the annotation of a GenBank genome assembly.